Messenger RNA from Uranotaenia lowii, 3295 nucleotides. It is a transcript of the gene kar, whose product is annotated as monocarboxylate transporter 10. The coding region runs from base 1096 to 2631 and encodes 511 amino acids. Lineage: Eukaryota; Metazoa; Arthropoda; Insecta; Diptera; Culicidae. The record is from RefSeq and is a predicted model, not a curated record. Gene Ontology annotation, biological process: transmembrane transport. The transcript is spliced from 5 exons. Gene Ontology annotation, molecular function: monocarboxylic acid transmembrane transporter activity.
ACAAAACAUUUUCGGCAAGUUCAAGUUCAAGAGUAUUCUUUCAGAUAAGGAUAUGAACAUAAGUAUCACCUGUGUGAUCUAAAAAGUGCUACAAUCGUUUUGAGCAGUGCUAAUUGAAUGAAAGGAAUUCCAAAUUGAUUGAAGUAUGACCACCAGCAGGAUCGCGAUUACGAGUAGCGGAACUCUUGAGAGUAUUGGGCGUGACGACACCUUCUUUCAAUGCGGUACCCUCCUAGACACAAUCGAUAAGAAUGAACCAGGUGGAGAAACGUUUUUAGAAGUCUACGGUGACGUUUGUUGCAUAAGCGGAUUAUUGCGAAUUGUCGUAUGUUGCAGCUGAGACGUGCGAUGGGCACAGCUCGUAUCAACUGAACUGUGGCAGGUUCGUUCUGUCGGAAGCCGGCGCGUGUGGAACCCGGACAGAAUCGGAGAGGCGAGUGAGUUCAUCGGGAAAAGUUAUCAGCAGCAAUAGUGUCCGAGAGCCUCAGUAUUGGCGUCCCGCAGAUGUCCAAAAAUUGCCUCACAGUUAACGUCGCUUCGACCGAACAGGAACAGGACUUGAGGAGAUGUUCAAGUUCAACAGAUAUCAACAAGCCGUCGUCGAGUUAGGACGGAAAUAGUUGGUUGGGUGCAGUGCCAUCGAUUGUAAUCUUUGAUAUUCAAACUGUUGGUUAAGGAUACUGUUGGCCUAUCAGCUGAGCUUGGCCUAUAUUAAAUGUGAGCUUCUUGUAACGAUAGAUAGUAACCCUUGUUGCUUGAAGCGCUCUAGUAAAGUGCGUGAUAAGAGUACAAGAAAAUUCUACUUGAACGAUCGCUGCGGUUGACCGGGAUUGAUUGAAUAAUAUUUGGACGGCGGAUUAUCACCUUAAGUCGAACGGUGAACGAAUAUAUACAGCUGAGAGCUUUGUGGCCCAAGUUGUUGACCUACGAGUGCGAUCGUUCUGAUUGUGGUGAAUCCAUUGUGCAUAAACGGUAUUUGAACUGCAGGUGGCUCGUGUUGAUAAACCGUUUUUAAGCGAUGAAGUAAAACCGAUAGGCCCAGUGAAAAAUUAGUUAAGGAUUGAAUCAACUCUUUUUGAUAAAACAAGAGAAAAAAUGGCCGAAACAGUUAAAAUGGUAAAUGGCAGUGGAAAUGCGAUAAAUGGGACAAUUGUGAAUGGUUCAGUAACAAAUGGGCAUCCGUUAAAGUUGGCCAAAGUAGAAAGUCCUGCACAAACCGCAGACCUAAGUCAUGAACCUCCGGAUGGAGGCACUAGGGCCUGGCUAGUGAUGGUGGGAGCUUUCCUGUGCAACGGAGUGCUGUUUGGAAUCAUCAAUACCUACAGCGUGGUGUAUCUGAGUUUACAAAAACAGUUGCAGGAGCUGGGUGACAACGAAGCAUCUAGCAAAGCAGCCCUCGUGGGAUCGCUCACAAUAGGAACAACAUUCUUGUUAUCUCCUGUUUCCGGAAUACUCACGGACAAGAUCGGUUUGCGGAGGACAACUCUCAUCGGGGGCGUUCUGACGUGUGGAGGAAUGUUUCUUUCGUCAUUCUUUACGGAUAAUGUAUCUGCACUGUACUUCACCUACGGAAUCAUGUUUGGACUGGGAGCUGCGCUGGCGUACACCCCGUCCCUGGCCAUUCUUGGACACUACUUUAAGCGAUACUUGGGUUUCGUCAAUGGAAUCGUAACGGCCGGAUCCAGCGUGUUCACAGCUAUCAUGCCUUAUUUGCUAGAUAAACUGGUGACGCAUCACGGGCUGGCCAAAUCGUUCCGAGUAUUAUCUGUGAUAUCGAGCUUUGUGAUAUUCUGCGCACUGCUGUAUAAACCGUUGCAACCUCCACCGCCGCCUCCAAAAGUGAAACCUGGCCGCUCACAGUUCAAUACGAUGCUGAGAUCCUUCAUCAAUUUUGACAAUUGGAAAAAGAAGAGGUACAUUAUCUGGGCCCUUUCGAUUCCGAUCGCGUUGUUUGGAUACUUCGUACCCUAUGUCCAUAUGGGUAAAUUCGUGAAAGAUUCUUUCCCUGGUGAAGGGGAAAAUCUACCAGUUAUGUGCAUUGGAAUUACCUCUGGCUUGGGACGAGUUAUUUUUGGAUUUAUAGCUGAUCUUCCGCGAGUUAAUCGUGUGCUGCUGCAACAGAUGUCGUUUGUACUAAUCGGCACAAUGACGAUGCUCUUACCCGCCACUGGAUCAUUCUGGCUUCUACUGGUGAUUGCGCUAGCUAUGGGUCUGUUUGAUGGAUGUUUCAUUUCCCUACUGGGUCCUAUUGCUUACGAUAUUUGUGGUCCACGUGGAGCAACGCAGGCUAUCGGAUUUUUGCUUGGACUAUGCUCGAUUCCGUUGACCGUUGGACCUCCGGUAGCUGGUUUCCUGUAUGAUCAUACUGGUUCAUAUAAACUGCCGUUCAUACUAGCCGGAAUUCCACCACUUUUUGGAGCAACAACCAUGUUCCUCAUCAGAUGCGUCAAGGAUGUUCCAGAAACACCUGCAGCAACACCCUUGAAAGAUCCUACGCACCAACCUCUGGCACAAACCGCUUGGGAUUGUGAAAAUGGACAUCCUAACGGAAAAGCUAACGGUCACGUACGGGAAGAACGCCGGGCAACCCUUGCCAGUACAGAAUCACUUACAGCGGAAAACGAAAACUGAUUUCGGGGCCAAGGCUCCGGAAGGAUUAGUUGGGUUUAAAUUUGUCUAUAGUUAAAAUAGGAGCAAAUCAUCAAAACGAAAAAAAUACAGGAACUUCUCAACAAAUUGCGUACGUACUAAAUCAUCGCUCGACGUGCAUUUUGACCAUCAAACACCAUAUUAGAUGUUUAAUUGUGAUUGUGAGCGGGUCGAAUGUUUGUUUGUUAGUACUAUCUAUAGGUAAUUUUUCGGAUGAACAAUUUCAUCGGCUUGAAGCCAAUAAUUUUAGCUAAAAUGAUGAAAGAUCAAUUGAAAAGAAGAUCAAGAUUACAGAAAUAAUCAAUUCGAAAUCGUAGAAUCUAAACAAUCGUGUGAUUGAUCGCUUUCAAAACGGCAUUCAGUUUGAAACAGAUUCAGUUCUAAUUUCGUUCUUAACAAACUUUUGUUUCUAGCAAAAGGAUGUUCCAAUCGAAUCUAGUGUUUGCAUUAAACAAGAUAUUGCAUUUGAAUAUACACUAUCCUCAGAUUGAAUUGAAUGCUAAUUAGUUCAGAAAAUGUUUUAGUAAGUUGUACAAUAUUUAUGUUUUAGUAAAUAGGUAACAAUUGAAUUGAUCUAGUAGUGGAAUGAAAAAAAUAAUAGCGAUCGUAAUUGUGAUUGAAUAAAAUUAUACAUAUAUUGGAUAAA